Salvia hispanica is the source of this 3864-nucleotide messenger RNA. The record is from RefSeq and is a predicted model, not a curated record. NCBI's taxonomy places the organism in Eukaryota, Viridiplantae, Streptophyta, Magnoliopsida, Lamiales, Lamiaceae.
UUUUCAAUUUUCAUUAUAUCUCAGCGUUAUUUUCUCAAAUUUCAAAUUUAUCGAGUCUCUACCAUUCCCCUUUUACAAACACCAAAUAUAUACGCGCGCGAGUACGAUUAGUACAUAGAUACAAAUAUAUAUACGUAUGCCCCUUAUAUGUGCGUGAUGUAUCUUUCUUCGAAGAGAUGGUUGAUCGGAAUAUACUAGGAUUUUAAACCCUAACUUUAUUUUUUUCAAGUUUCAUUUCUAUAUCUCGAUCCAUGUUCAGCCAGGCAGAUUCUGGCUGGAUUAGGCGGUAGAGGAAGAGAAGGCUGCAACAUUUCUCGAGGGAUUUGGAGUUUUUAGUAUAUCGGGAUUGGGGGCAAACGUGUGGUUAAUUUCUGUUCUUUAGCAUUGGAUUUUGGUGGGAUUAGGGCAUGGAUUCAGAUUGAGCUGGAUCAAUCAACUGAAUUUUAGCUUGAAUGUUAGAUUGACUUGGGUACGUGUUGAAUAAGCUCAAUGAAUUGUGAGAGUUAGAGUUUAGGAAGAUUUAAAUUGGUGUGUUUGACUUGAGUUAUUUGUUCUGUUUGGUGUAUGCAUGGUUAAAUCAGUUUGCUGCAAGGUUAGAGAAAUUUGUACGGUUUAGAGUGUGGUGUUUGCUUUUAAGGGAAGUUGGAUUAGAUUUCAUUGGGAGCUGCAGAAUGAGCUCACAAGAUGAGGAUAGAAGGUCCUUGGACAAGGAUCCUGAAACUCAUGACGAUGUUUCUACGAAACCAAAAAUAUCAUAUUCAAGAGAGUUUCUACUGUCGAUCAGCAAUUCGGAUAUCUGCAAGAAGUCACCGAGCGGGUUUGAUGAAUCACUGCGUAUAUGGGGAGAAGAACUGCUGAGACUACCCGAUCGAACAAGCAUACCUGGGAGGUUGCCAUACCAAGGUUUCAGAAGAAAUGAGUAUUCCUCAUCACCUCCUACUCGGGGGGAUACUAGUACCUACUCUAGAGGCAUUUAUGGGAAAUGGGAUAGUCGUUCUUCUGUUCGGAGUGAUCGAGACAGCGAUUCUCAGUCUGACAAGGACUCAGAUUCUGGGAAACGUUUUGGAAAUCAUUCUCGACAUUCUUGGCAGACUCCUGAGCAUGAUGGGCUUCUUGGGAGUGGUUCAUUUCCAAGACCAUCUGGAUAUGCUGCUGGGAUCUCUGCUGCUAAGGUGCGGCCAAAUGAGCAAACUCAACUAAGCAGAAGCGUUGAGCCCUAUCAUCCUCCUCGCCCUUACAAGGCAGUACCCCAUUCAAGAAAGGAUACUGACGCCUUCAAUGAUGAGACUUUUGGCUCAAUCGAGUCUACCAAUGAUGAUAGAGCAGAGCAGGAGAGAAGGCGAAGAGCUUCUUUUGAGAUGAUGAGAAAGGAACAGCAUAAGGCUCUACAAGAGAAACAAAAUUCUAAUUCGAGGAAUAGCAAAGUCGGUGAUGUCUUAAGCCUCUGUGAAGGCUUGGUAGCUAGCAAAGAGGAAAAGGAGCUUUUUGCCAGGAAUAAUGAAUUAGAAAUUUCCGCUGUAACUCCUGCCGUAAGCAAUGACUCAGAAAAAUCAUCUUUAUCUUCACAAGCUCCUGCAUCAAGACCGCUUGUUCCACCAGGAUUUAAAACCAACCCUCUUGAAAAAAGCUCUGGCUUGAAAUCGUUGAUUCAUUCAUCUCUAUCAGAGGUGUCGAAGUCUGUAACAACUGAGAGCAGUACGGUUGCUGACCCCAACCUCAUUCAAAAUGCAAAUCAUGGUACAGAGAGUUGUCUCUCUGAAGAAAUCAGUGUAUUUGGCAGACAGCCCGCAGAGAAGAUACAGCACACAAUCCUAUUUAAUAAGGGGGAACAUGUUAAUGCACAUAUUGGUUUAGACGGGCCCAAGCAAGCUGUCUUAGAAAAUCAAUUAUUCCGCAAUUUUAGUCCCUUGCAGAUUCAUGGAACACCGGAUGAUCCCAAUUUUACCAAACUCAAUGAUGAUGGACUGGAGGAUGAAACGCUUCGUGAUUCUAGCAUAAGUCACUCAACAUUAAUUUUAGAAAAGAUAUUUGGUAGCACUUCAUCUGCAAAUAGCGAUAGCCAUUCCAAUUCAGUUGAGCUUCACAAUAAUAGACCUGAUGAUACAUGGAGCCCAAAGGCUGCUCACUCGUCAAAGUUUGCUCAGUGGUUUUCUGAGGAAGAAGCCAAGGCUGCUGCUGAUGUCUCAUCUGCAGGGAAAAACGAUUUACUGUCAUUAAUAGUCGGCAGUGAUAAAGCUGCAGCUAAUGGGAUAUCUGAUCAAGCAUGCAGUAACAACAAAGUGGAUGCUGUUCCAGCUGUUCUUACAUGUGAAGACCUCGAACAAUCUAUCUUGUCAAAAUAUGGUCCAAUGAACACACAGCCACACUUGAAAAGCUUUACCACUGCCGAAGGAGAUAUUGCACAAUCAAGCGGACAGGCUGAUAAUCACACAUCUCUACACCUGCUCUCAAUGUUGCAAAAGAGUUCAGAUCAGAUUAAUACAGUUGUAAACCCGAGUAAUAUCAAUUUGGCCGACAAACAAGUAGAUUCUCAGGAAAAUGAUAGGACCACAGUGGUGACUGAGCCUAAAGAGGAAGAAAAUGGUAAUCUGGGGAAGACACUCACUCUGGAAGCUCUCUUUGGAACUGCUUUCAUGAAGGAGCUAGAGUCAGUUGGAGCCCCUGUUUCUGUCCAAAGAGGCUCAACUGACUCUGCUCGAGUUGAUGCCCCAGGGCCUCAUGCAUUUCCUUUUCCAGUCAAAGACAAUGAUACUCGCGAUCCCAGGUUGCUUCAAAUGAUUCCAGUUGGUAAUUCAAUUAACAGUGUAAACAGUUCUUCAAUUACGCCUAUCAACAUAGCAGAGAAAUUGGCAGUUUUAGGUGGUAUUAUUAAAGACAAGCAUAGCAUGGGAGGUUCAGAAGGCACACCCUUUCCACAUGGCUCGCAUGAACAAAGGGGACCUGAUAUUUCUUAUUCAAAUCUCCAGUUGCAGCAGCAAUCAUCACAACAUUUUCAGCCUCCACAUAAUACCCAACCUAGGUCAUUGUAUCAUCACUUGGAAUCACAUCCUGCUCACAUGAGCUCACACCUGAAAUUCAUGAGUCCAGAGCGAACUUUUGGUCACGAUUCUCCAGUCAAUCAUCAACCCUCUUCACCUAUGAUUCGGCCGUCUUUCCAUCACAACCCCAACGUUAGGGUUUCUGGAUUUGACGUUCCUCCUCCACAACACCCAAUGUUGCAUCAGAUGCAAAUGACAGGCAACCAUCCUCAGUUUGGGAGGGGUGGUUCAGUCCCCCAUCAUGGAAACCAACCAACUGGUUUUGUCCAGGAAAUGAAUCAAACACAAGGUUUCCCCUUUGGGUCCCGCUUACCAAAUAUUGGCGGUAAUGGAGUGCCAAUGCCAGGUGGGACCCCUCCCGAUGCGUUCCAGAGGUUAAUAAACAUGGAGCUCCGAGCAAAUUCGAAGCAGAUUCACCCUUUUGGCUCUCCUGGUCACAACCAAGGAAUAUACAGCCAUGAGCUAGACCUGGAGUCGAGAUACCGAUAGUCAGUUGCAAUUACACUUGGAAGUUAGAAGAAAAUGCGAUCUCGUCUCUGUGAUAAGAUCAAGCAUAUCUCAUUGACUUGUUCUGUGGAAUGUAGAGUUUAGCUUCACUGUGAUUCCAGGUCCUCAAUCAGAUUAUGGUAGAACCAUGUAAAAGGGUUGUUUCCUGACUUGGCUGUGAUCUCUGGUUUAGUUUCCUUAGCAUGUGACAGUGUAUGCUAAUGCUGUUGAAAUUAGGCUAUGUUUAAAAGGGUAGAGACUUCCCAGGUUGCUCAAUAUCAGUGUAUUUACACAUACUCACUUUCUCCCAACAUCUUAUAUAUAUUCCAAUUGUGUCCAA